Molecule: messenger RNA, 276 nt
Organism: Rotaria sp. Silwood2
Lineage: Eukaryota; Metazoa; Rotifera; Eurotatoria; Philodinida; Philodinidae
Source: the annotation of a GenBank genome assembly
AUGCGUUUAUUACUUCUUACCUUUUUUUCUACCUUACCGUUGAUUUUCAAUUGCGAAGCACAUACAGAACACUUCUUUUAUAAUAACAAAAAAUUAAGGGCUACCAUUGAUGUACAUUUAACAGACAAGUACAAAACUUCAAUAGAAGGUGGUGAUAUUGAUCGAGAUCGAAUUGUUGAUGGUCAUCUUUUACCAGAUGAAUAUUUUUGUCCAAUUUGUCGUUGUCUUCUGUGGAAUCCACGUUCAUGUGCAUCGUGUCAACAUUUAUUUUGUUAA